Molecule: messenger RNA, 2235 nt
Organism: Hemibagrus wyckioides
Lineage: Eukaryota; Metazoa; Chordata; Actinopteri; Siluriformes; Bagridae
Gene: sqor
Product: sulfide quinone oxidoreductase
Exons: 10
Coding region: 175-1509 (444 amino acids)
Cellular component (GO): mitochondrion
Molecular function (GO): FAD binding; sulfide:quinone oxidoreductase activity
Source: RefSeq, a predicted model, not a curated record
UCGACUCCCAAAUUUGACACAACUUUCGGAAUCGGUUCAAAGAGUCGAUUCGCUCGCUGAACAAGUGCAGUACAAGCACGUACAGCACAGAGGGAGAAAUAAACAGGAACUGAGUGGAGCUGUACCGUGCCUGAGAGUACAUUGUUCCCAACUACACGAUUAAAUUACAGGAACAUGGCAUCUGCUUUAAUGUCACAAGUACCUCUGGUUCAAAAGUCUAACAGACUGCUUUACUCUGUCAAGUCCCACUUCCACACCAGCAAUGGAUUGUCCUCCAAGGAGCAUUAUAAGUUUGUGGUGCUUGGAGGUGGCUGUGGUGGUAUUGCAAUGGGCGCACGCAUGAAAAGGAAAGUCGGUGCAGAACAUGUGGCCAUCGUGGAGCCCAGCGAGAUGCAUUAUUACCAGCCCAUGUGGACGUUAGUAGGGGCCGGAGCUAAAACCGUUAGCGCAUCUGGACGCUCCACUGCCAGUGUGAUGCCCUCUGGAGUCAAAUGGGUCAAGUCCAAAGUCAUGAAGCUUGACCCGAAAAACAACACUGUCUUCACAGAGUCUGGGAAAGAAAUUUCCUAUGACUACUUGAUUGUAGCACUUGGCCUGAAGCUCAACUAUGAGAAGAUUAAAGGACUUCCAGAAGGUUUCGAACAUCCAAAGAUUGGAUCAAAUUAUUCCCUGGCAACAGUGGAGAAGACCUGGAAAGCAUUACAGAACUUCAAGCAGGGAAAUGCUGUGUUUUCCUAUCCCAACACUCCUGUGAAAUGUGGAGGAGCUCCUCAGAAGAUCAUGUACCUUUCUGAUUCCUACAUGAGAAAGACAGGAAAGCGGUCGAAAGCCAACAUCAUUUACAACACAUCAUUGCCUGUGUUGUUUGGUGUGAAGAAAUAUGCUGAUUCGCUCUGGGAAAUUGUGAAAAGUCGGGACCUGAACAUAAACCUCCGACACAACCUUAUUGAGGUCCGAGCCGACAAGCAGGAAGCGGUAUUCGAGAACCUUGAUAAACCUGGAGAAACAAAGGUUUUUGAGUAUGAGAUGCUCCAUGUUACCCCUCCUAUGGGACCACCACCCGUGCUUCAGGGAUCUUCGUUGGAGGAUGUAACUGGCUGGCUUAAUGUAAAUAAAGACACCCUUCAGCACAAGACGUACGCUAACAUCUUUGGAAUUGGGGACUGCACCAAUCUUCCAACUUCCAAAACCGCAGCUGCUGUAGCUGCACAAACGGCCGUCCUCGAUAGGACCAUUACCAAAGUUAUGAAAAAUGACAAGCCUGAUAAAAAGUAUGAUGGCUACACCUCUUGCCCUUUGGUGACCAGCUACAAGACGGUCAUCUUGGCCGAGUUUGACUAUGACGGACAACCUCUGGAGACCUUCCCAGUAGAUCAGAGCAAAGAAAGCAGAAUCAUGUAUCAUAUGAAAGCUGACAUAAUGCCCCAUCUGUACUGGCAUGGUCUUCUCAAGGGACUUUGGGGAGGCCCGGGACCAUACAGAAAAAUCAUGCACCUUGGAAUGAAAUAGAGGCUGUGAGAAAUAACUACAAAGCAAUAGCAACCCUUAGCACAUUCUACAUCCUUUGUGUUGACAUUUUAACCUUCAAAUACACAGCGAUUGGUGCGAUUGUAUGUAAAGAAAAAAGUUGCAGGGUUGUGCAGGUAUAUUCCAGAAACCGUACACUAUACAGUUUAAUUAUUUCCAGUGUGAACAUUUGAAUGUAAGUAUCUUUUUACGUAUAUUUUUAAGAAAUUGAGACCAAUGGUACUUUAAUACCACAUACCACAACACACUGCUGAAUUCUCUACUCCGGCCGGUCAGAAGGUCGAUUGAUUCAUUUUCUUUAACAGAUUGAAGCUCUGAUUGUAAUUCUAAUCACGGGUUUUAUUAUGGUAUUUAUACACAAAGUUGUGUAACAGUCAUGCCAUGUAAACAAAAUGUAAAAAAUAUUAAUAGUGAUAAUUGAUAGGAGGAUUUCUGUAAGGAGACUUCUUCAGCAUUUGUGGAAGGAGUCUCCAGUAUCAGGGCUUUGUAACAGUUUAAGAUAAGUUGUUGAUCAUGUGAAAUGCUUCAGGGUGCUACAGAGUGCUUUUUGGUUUCUUACUAACAUUUAAAGUAUUUUUUUAUUGUAUUACCUUUAAAAUAAAUAACAAAAAAUGAGGCCAGUGAGGGAACAAUUGUUUGUAGAUUUUUUUUUAACUAACUUUUAUAAACAUAACUAUAAACUAAAAAUAAAAAAUAUAAAAAAAUGAA